Priapulus caudatus is the source of this 543-nucleotide messenger RNA. Its product is annotated as double-stranded RNA-binding protein Staufen homolog 2-like. The transcript is spliced from 4 exons. Bases 1 to 543 code for a protein of 180 amino acids. The record is from RefSeq and is a predicted model, not a curated record. NCBI's taxonomy places the organism in Eukaryota, Metazoa, Priapulida, Priapulimorpha, Priapulimorphida, Priapulidae.
AUGGUAAUGACGAAGAUGAUCGACUUACGUAGCGGGUAUCUGAGAGCGCAGUUACCUUGCAACGGGAAGAAGGUGUCUAAGAAGCGCGCUGCGGAGAAGAUGAUGGAGGAGCUUAAGAGGCUUCCCCCCCUCUCCGUCGCCAUGCUGCGGCCGGCGCGCAUCAAGAACGCACAGAGCAAGAAGAAGUCCAAGAACCUGAUCAAGCUGAUCGACGAGCAGGGACCGGCGCACAAGAAGACCUUCCAGGUGCAACUGAAGCUGGGAGAUGCCGAAGAGUACACUGCAGAGGGCGCCAGCAUCAAGAAGGCGCAGCACUCCGCCGCCGCGAUGGCGUUGGAGCAGACGAAGAUGCGGCACCCGCCCGUGCGAUACGAGAGCCGCCGCUUCCCGCGACAAUACAUGAAUGUCACUCCGACUGAGGAGUUGAACGCUCUCGCGAUGCGGCGAGGAGAACUCGCCCUCUACAGGCAGAUCGACCCUCCGCGGCACCCGCCCUACAACGUACCGAACCUAGACUUCCGCGGCAUAUACAACCAGAGGUAG